AAAGAUAUGGAGAACAUCACCUCGGUGUUUUGUCUGUGACGAGGAGGUGAAUCUCCUUGGUGUGUGCGUAUACAAUUGUUCUGUACCGAGGUAGAGAAGGAAGGUUGUUUGCGUGUAUUUAUUGUUUGAAAUGGCAUCGCCGGCGCCGAAGUCGCCGGAGCAGUCAGAUAAGUCAAAGAAAUACGAUCGUCAGCUCAGAUUGUGGGGUGAUCACGGUCAAGCUGCGCUGGAGUUAUCGCAAGUAUGUCUUAUUAAUGCAAAUGGCUUGGGAACAGAAAUUCUCAAAUCGUUGGUGUUGCCAGGUAUCGGCGCUUUUACAAUUGUAGAUGGCAAGAAAGUGACGGAAGAGGAUAUUGGAUGCAAUUUUUUUCUAGAUGUGGAUAGCUGUGGUAAAUCACGGGCACAGGUAGCAACACAGCUGUUGUUAGAACUGAAUCCUGAUGUUCGCGGUGAUUAUGUUGAUGAAGAUGUGGAACAACUAUUAGAGAACAGCGCAGACUUUUUCAACAAUUUCACAGUGGUGAUUGGGUCAUCAUUAACAGAAAGAGUCCUCAUCCCUUUAUCAAAAAAGUUGUGGGAGUUGGAUAUACCUUUCAUUGUCUGUCGCAGCUAUGGGUUUGUCGGCUAUGCGAGAAUACAAGUUGCAGAACACACAGUAAUUGAAACCCAUCCUGACAACCAAAUGCCAGAUCUGCGGCUUGAUAAACCUUUUUCUGCUCUCCAGAAUCACAUAGAUUGUAUAAAUCUAGAUUUAAUGGAAUAUAAAGAUCAUGCACAUGUUCCUUAUGUAAUUAUACUGUAUAAAUACCUUCAGAAAUGGAGAGAGCAAAAUGGAGGCAGGUUACCAAAUACUUUUAAGGAAAAGGAGAGGUUACGAGAAAUGAUUAGACAAGGUAUGUUUCGUGAUGAACAUGGCAAUGUUGAACUGGAAGAAAAUUUUGAAGAAGCAGUUAAGGCUGUAAAUUAUGCAGUCACAUCAACAGCUGUACCAUCUAGUGUAAGAGAAAUACUUGAUGAUGAUGCUUGCAUUAACUUAACAUCAAAGAGCAAACCUUUCUGGAUAAUGGCAAAAGCUGUCCGUGAUUAUAUUGACAACGAGGGUCAGGGAUGCCUGCCAUUGCGAGGAACAUUACCAGACAUGACAGCCGAAACUGAGCGUUAUAUUGCCUUGCAGCAAGUGUACCACAGCGAGGCAGCAAAAGAUGCAGAUGUUGUGUUCAGAAGAGUCCAGCAACUGUUACAUCAGCUGAAUCAACCAGCUGAUACAAUUACGGAGAAGGAUGUUAAAACAUUCUGUAAACAUGCAAGUAAUCUUCAUCUUUUGAGAGGAACACGCAUAGCUGAUGAAUAUGAUCCUAAAACAAACAAUGCUCACAACAUUGCUAUGAAUCUUGAAAAUCCAGAGUCUCCCCUAGUAUAUUACCUAAUGUUAAGGGGAGUAGAUCGUUUCUUUGCAGAAUACAAUGCUUAUCCAGGUGAAUUUGAUGAUCAAGUUGAACCUGACAUUGUUAAACUUAAGGCUUGUAUAUCAAAAUUAUUGAGUGAGUGGGGUUGUGGACCAUUAGCCAAAGAUGACUACGUGCAUGAGAUUUCUAGAUAUGGUGGAGCAGAACUACACUCAGUGUCUGCUUUUAUGGGUGGGUGCAUAGCACAUGAGACCAUUAAAUUUAUCACGGGUCAGUACAAACCAGUCAACAACACAUUUAUAUACGAUGCAAUUACUUGUAGUUCAGCAACAUUUUCUUUGUAAUAAGUCUAAUUUAUUAUGGGAAAAGCCAAGAAAUUAAAUGUACAGAAUUUUUAUAAAUAUAAAAAAUAUUGAACA
Molecule: messenger RNA, 1825 nt
Organism: Schistocerca gregaria
Lineage: Eukaryota; Metazoa; Arthropoda; Insecta; Orthoptera; Acrididae
Gene: APP-BP1
Product: NEDD8-activating enzyme E1 regulatory subunit
Exons: 10
Coding region: 131-1750 (539 amino acids)
Biological process (GO): protein neddylation; protein ubiquitination; ubiquitin-dependent protein catabolic process
Cellular component (GO): nucleus; cytoplasm
Molecular function (GO): NEDD8 activating enzyme activity; ubiquitin activating enzyme activity
Source: RefSeq, a predicted model, not a curated record